GUAGCAGUCAUUUGUGUGAUCAUCCUCCUGGUGUGUACUUUUCUGUUCACAAAUAAUCUGCAACAGACCCCGGGCAGUGCAAAUUCCUUCAUGAGCUCCAUAUGGACUGAUAGUCACACAGAGGCUAAUAGCCUAAAAUAUCGCAAACAUCGAGAUGACCUGUCCAGACAGUUGAACGUAAUGAAGCAGCUCUACGGACAACAGAAUUGUGAGAAACUGGAACUUCUGAAAAGUAAAGACGAGGAAGUUGACGCAAGCGUCUCAGAAAGCGGAGGAUGGUGUGCCAACAUGAGUAGCCCUAACAGCACUGCACACAUGUGGGACAAGGGGUUUUCUACAGCCCUCAGCAACUUCUUUAAAGGUAAAACUGUGGCCAGUUUCGGAGAUGGCCCUGGUCAAUACAAGAAGCACAUCGAUUCUCUUGGUCAGGUGUCCAGUUACGUUGCCUAUGAUGGCGCUCCAUUCUGUGAGACAGUUACUGGUGGUCUGGUGAAGUUCCUAGACCUGACGGCGCCCCAGUACGGAUUACCUGCCUACGACUGGGUGGUCAGUGUAGAGGUGGGGGAGCACAUUCCAGCCACGUUUGAGGACAUCUACCUGGACAACCUGGUCAGACAUGCCAAGGAGGGCAUCGUACUCAGCUGGGCCGUCCCUGGUCAGGGCGGGUUGUCACAUGUCAAUAACAAAGCCCUAGAAGCGGUCAUUGCUCAGAUGGAGAAGCGGGGAUUCAUAAUUGACCAGAAAACAGGAGCUCAACUACGACAAGCUUCAGAACUUCCUUGGCUGAAAAGCAACGUGAAUGUGUACAGGAGGGAAAAACUUGACUCUUUUAGUGCAGACGAUGUCUAG
Candidula unifasciata is the source of this 849-nucleotide messenger RNA. The record is from the annotation of a GenBank genome assembly. Lineage: Eukaryota; Metazoa; Mollusca; Gastropoda; Stylommatophora; Geomitridae.